AUGCACAAAUUUUUGUCAGUUAAUUUUACUUGUUUGACAAUUUUGAAUUCUUUUGGGGGGAGAACAACCAAGAAUGAUAGAGCAUCAAUAGUGGGAGAUGCUAUAGAAUACAUCAAAGAACUCCUAAGAACAGUCAAUGAGCUCAAGAUUCUGGUGGAGAAGAAGAGAUGUGCCAGAGAGAGGAUCAAGAGGCCCAAGACAGAAGAUGAAACGGGGGAUGUAGAGAGUACUAAUACGAUGCCUCUCGGUGCUCAAGACCAGGCCAACAAUGGCUCAUCACUAAGGAGCUCAUGGCUUCAGAGGAAGCUCAAGAACACCGAGGUUGAUGUUCGUAUCAUCCACGAUGAAGUGACCAUCAAAUUAGUUCAGCAGAAGAGGAUCAAUUGUCUGCUGUUUGUGUCAAAAGCCCUCGAUGAGCUUCAGUUGGAUCUCCACCAUGUUGCUGGUGGACUCAUUGGUGAUAACUACAGUUUUCUUUUCAACACCAAGAUUUUUGAAGGUUCAUCUGUGUAUGCCACUGCAAUAGCCAACAAACUGAUUGAGGUUGUGGAUAGACAGUAUGCAGCUAUACCACCAACUAGUAGCUAUUAG
Molecule: messenger RNA, 591 nt
Organism: Ilex paraguariensis (yerba mate)
Lineage: Eukaryota; Viridiplantae; Streptophyta; Magnoliopsida; Aquifoliales; Aquifoliaceae
Source: the annotation of a GenBank genome assembly